GAAAAUGUUUCGCUUUGUAGCCCUCUUCGCUUUGGUUAGCUUGGCUUGUGGUGCGUCCUUGCCAGACGAAUUAGAUGGACGUAUUGUGAAUGGUGUAGACACCACCAUUGCAGCUCACCCUUACCAGGUGUCCUUGCAACUCAAGUCCGGUUCACACUUUUGCGGUGGCAGUAUCGUCAGCUCUGAGUUCAUCGUUACCGCCGCCCAUUGCUUGCAAUCGUAUUCGGCAUCACAAAUCUACGUUCGUUUGGGUUCAACCUAUUACAACAGUGGUGGCGAAUUGGUUUCUGUAAAAUCAUUCACUUACCAUCCUGGCUACAAUUCAAAGACCAUGGUCAACGACAUUGCUGUGAUCCGCUUGUCUUCUCCAGUGGCAGAGUCCAGCAAUAUUAAAUACAUCGAAUUGGCCGAAGAGACACCAGCAACUGGCACUUUGGCUGUAGUCACCGGUUGGGGUACUAAAUGCUACCUUACUUGCAUAUCUUUGCCCACUACUCUCCAAGAGGUCGAAGUAGAUAUUGUUGAUGAGGCGGAUUGCGCCUCUAGCACGUACAAGUAUGGUUCGCAAAUCCAGGAAACAAUGGUUUGCGCUUAUGCAGUGAGUAAGGAUGCUUGCCAGGGUGACUCUGGUGGUCCAUUGGUGGCUAACAGCAAAUUGGUUGGUGUUGUAUCAUGGGGUUACGGCUGUGCCAGGACUGGCUACCCUGGUGUGUACUCUGAUGUACCUUCACUACGCUCGUGGGUCGAGUCUACCAUGGCUAGCAUGUCCUUCCAUCAAGAGAUAACGCUUAAUCAAUUUUUGAAAAUGUUUCGCUUUGUAGCCCUCUUCGCUUUGGUUAGCUUGGCUUGUGGUGCGUCCUUGCCAGACGAAUUAGAUGGACGUAUUGUGAAUGGUGUAGACACCACCAUUGCAGCUCACCCUUACCAGGUGUCCUUGCAACUCAAGUCCGGUUCACACUUUUGCGGUGGCAGUAUCGUCAGCUCUGAGUUCAUCGUUACCGCCGCCCAUUGCUUGCAAUCGUAUUCGGCAUCACAAAUCUACGUUCGUUUGGGUUCAACCUAUUACAACAGUGGUGGCGAAUUGGUUUCUGUAAAAUCAUUCACUUACCAUCCUGGCUACAAUUCAAAGACCAUGGUCAACGACAUUGCUGUGAUCCGCUUGUCUUCUCCAGUGGCAGAGUCCAGCAAUAUUAAAUACAUCGAAUUGGCCGAAGAGACACCAGCAACUGGCACUUUGGCUGUAGUCACCGGUUGGGGUACUAAAUGCUACCUUACUUGCAUAUCUUUGCCCACUACUCUCCAAGAGGUCGAAGUAGAUAUUGUUGAUGAGGCGGAUUGCGCCUCUAGCACGUACAAGUAUGGUUCGCAAAUCCAGGAAACAAUGGUUUGCGCUUAUGCAGUGAGUAAGGAUGCUUGCCAGGGAGACUCUGGUGGUCCAUUGGUGGCUAACAGCAAAUUGGUUGGUGUUGUAUCAUGGGGUUACGGCUGUGCCAGGACUGGCUACCCUGGUGUGUACUCUGAUGUACCUUCACUACGCUCGUGGGUCGAGUCUACCAUGGCUAACUCUUUAGUCGACGACACACUAUUUUAUCCAACUAUUACAAUGUUGCGCUUCAUAAUUAUUAUUUGCGCACUCCUCAGUCUCGCAUUUGGUGCAUAUAUGUCUCCUCAUCUGGAUGGACGCAUCGUGGGCGGCAAGGCUACGACUAUUGAAGAACAUCCCUAUCAAGUUUCACUCUCCACCAAGUUGGGCGGUCACUUUUGUGGCGGCAGUCUCAUUAGUGAAAAUAUUGUUGUUACUGCUGCCCAUUGUUUGCAGAGUUUCAAGGCUUCGAGUAUCCGUAUACGCGCCGGUUCCACGAACAAUAAAAAGGGUGGUGAAUUGGUGAAGGUUGCAGCUGUGAAAUAUCAUCCCAACUAUAAUGCCUCAACCAUAGAGAAUGAUGUUGGCAUAUUAAAACUUGCUACAGCUAUACAAAAAACGGAGAGUGUAGGAUACAUAGAAUUGGCCCAGACGUCACCGGCUACCGGCAUAUCAGCCGUAGUGACGGGUUGGGGUACCAAAUGUUUUGCCUACUGCUUAAUACCGCCUACCACUUUGCAAGCCGUCGAGCUGGAGAUUGUACAACGUGCAGAUUGCGCUUCGAAUACUUACAAGUAUGGCGAUCUAAUCAAGGAGUCGAUGUUGUGUGCCUAUGCGUUGAAGAAGGACUCGUGCCAGGGCGAUUCGGGUGGUCCAUUGGUUGCUGAAGGAAAACUGGUCGGCAUCGUUUCAUGGGGUUAUGCCUGUGCUAAAAAGGGUUACCCUGGUGUAUACAGUGAUGUCGCCUCGUUGCGCGGUUGGAUAUUGGAGGCGAUCGCCGAAAUUUAAAGGUGCCUUUAUACAAGAAAGUUUGGGGAAAGCGUUUAAAAAUUUCAAAUAAAGUUAACUGAAGAAAUGCAUUUUUAUUUUAGUAGCAAAUGAUAGCUAAGGCACUGGCCUUCUUGUGGUCCGAAUUAGACGUCUGCAG
This is a messenger RNA of Anastrepha obliqua, 2510 nucleotides long. Its product is annotated as transmembrane protease serine 9-like. The record is from RefSeq and is a predicted model, not a curated record. Gene Ontology annotation, biological process: proteolysis. The transcript has 5 exons. Bases 5 to 2371 code for a protein of 788 amino acids. Gene Ontology annotation, molecular function: serine-type endopeptidase activity. Lineage: Eukaryota; Metazoa; Arthropoda; Insecta; Diptera; Tephritidae.